This is a messenger RNA of Arabidopsis arenosa, 1563 nucleotides long. The record is from the annotation of a GenBank genome assembly. Lineage: Eukaryota; Viridiplantae; Streptophyta; Magnoliopsida; Brassicales; Brassicaceae.
AUGGUGGUGACCAUCUUCUUCUAACCGCGAAAACCAUCUCUCUCUCUUAUCUUUCUUCUCCGCCAAGUUUCUCGUUGCAAUUUCUUUCUUCUUCGUCCAGAUUCCUCAAGCUUUCUUUAGCAUCUCGCGAAUCCUUCUACUAAGCUUAACAAGAUCUCAUGGCGAAAACAGCUUCUACACAUCCCGGGUCUGGUGCCGAAGCUUCAAGAUCCGGUACACCUGGAGAUGCGUCUGGCAACAAUCCUCAAACGGAUCCAACCGGCGUCUCAGCUACUGAUACUGCUUCUCAGAAACGCGGCCGUGGUCGACCACCAAAGGCUAAAUCUGACUCUACACAAAACGGUGCCGUUUCUGCUAAGGCGAGUAAAAAACCAAGUGGUCGUCCAAAAAGAAACUUAGCUCCAGCUGUUCCUACUACUUCUGUGGCGGCUGCUGUGAAGAGCCGUGGUAGGGCAAAGAGGUCGACUGUAACGGCGUCUGUGGUUACUACUGCUACUAGAGAGGGUUCAAGAAAACGAGGGAGGCCAAAGAAAGAUGACGUGGCGGCUGCAACUGUGGUGGCUCCAGCUAAACGGGGACGGAAACCUAAUGUCGAAGCAGUUGCUGCACAGCCUGUGCGCAGGACUAGGAAGAGCACUUCAGUGGCAGCACCGGUAGCUGCAAACCUCGGAGAUCUCAAGAAAAAAACCGCACUCUUACAAAAGAAAGUGAAGGAAGCUGCAGCUAAGUUGAAACAAGCAGUAACAGCAAUUGACGAGAUAGAGAAGAUGAAUAUGGAAAUGGAUACAGUAACAAGGAAGCCUCGUAUCUUACUAGCUGCAAGUGGUAGUGUGGCUUCAAUUAAGUUCAGUAACCUCUGCCAUUGUUUCUCAGAAUGGGCUGAAGUCAAAGCCGUCGCUUCGAAAUCAUCCCUGAAUUUCGUCGAUAAACCUUCUCUUCCUCAAAAUGUGACUCUCUAUACUGAUGAAGAUGAAUGGUCUAGCUGGAACAAGAUUGGUGAUCCCGUGCUUCACAUCGAGCUCAGACGCUGGGCUGAUGUUAUGAUCAUUGCUCCUUUAUCUGCUAACACAUUAGGCAAGAUUGCUGGUGGGCUAUGUGAUAAUCUAUUGACAUGUAUAGUAAGAGCGUGGGAUUAUAGCAAACCGUUGUUUGUUGCACCGGCGAUGAACACUUUGAUGUGGAACAAUCCUUUCACAGAACGGCACCUUGUGUUGCUUGAUGAACUUGGAAUCACUCUCAUUCCUCCCAUCAAGAAGAAACUGGCCUGUGGAGAUUACGGUAACGGCGCAAUGGCUGAGCCUUCUCUGAUUUAUUCCACUGUUAGACUGUUCUGGGAGUCACAGGCUCGUAAACAAAGUGAUGGAACCAGUUGACUUUUACUUAGCCAUUGAGUGCUCUGUUUGCUCCAGUCAUUAUUAAUUAGCCCAUAUGAUAAAUGUAUCUUUUGUUCUUGAAUACACUAAGAACAAGCCGAGCUUGAGGAAUUCUCUGAACAAUCGAUUACCCUUGAAUCUUAUGCAGAUAUUUGAAAAUAUCUAUGGAAAAUCAAAGCAAUGUAGGUUU